Molecule: messenger RNA, 4117 nt
Organism: Sinocyclocheilus anshuiensis
Lineage: Eukaryota; Metazoa; Chordata; Actinopteri; Cypriniformes; Cyprinidae
Product: pleckstrin homology domain-containing family G member 4B-like
Exons: 21
Coding region: 110-4117 (1335 amino acids)
Molecular function (GO): guanyl-nucleotide exchange factor activity
Source: RefSeq, a predicted model, not a curated record
GGCACAGAGGAGCCCAGCCGCUCUCUGCAUGGACUUACACUGGAUUAAUCAACUCACCUCACUUUAUUUAUUUGCAUAUUUAUGGUUUUUCUACUAUCUUGAGCCCUGAAUGCGGACGCGGAGCAUUAUGCACUCCAGAGUGAAGUCGCGGAGCUGCGAUAAUUACCUGAGUAUAAAGGACUCGGAGUCGUUGGACCGCUGCAUUCGGAGCGUGUUAUCGGCUCUGUAUCCCCCGUUCAGCGCGUCGGCGGCCACCGUCCUGUGGCAGCUCUUCAGCGUCGUGGAGAGACAGUACCGUGGAGACGGCCUGCACUGCUUCAUUGACUUCCUGCUGCCCGCCAAGAGAAUCCUGCAGACAAUAACACAGGAGGCCUGUCUGCGAUUCAAAGGCCUGUUGCUGUACCACGAGGGAUGGCCGCUGUCUUUGCAUGAGAAGGUGGUUCUGCAACUCGCACCCCUGCAUAAAGUACGUCUACGGCAGGGAGAUUUCUACCUGCAGGUGGUUCCCUUAGGCCGCAAAGCUGCCAAACUGGUCAUAAAAUGCCUGUCAGGGAGCGGGCAAGCCAUUGUGGAGAUCCCUGUGGCCGAGAGCAUGUACGGCAGCGUGUUCACGCCCGACUUCUUGCAGAAUGUAAUGCGUGAACGCAACCUGCACCCUCUCCAGAACUGCCUCCUCAGUACCGGUGCCGUGGUUUACCGAACGCCCUGGAAGAACGUGGUCAAUCCUUUGUUUGUGACCAGCACCGCAGAUUCAAUCAUGCAGGCGCGGAGCAGCGGCGGGACCCUGCGGGGUCAACUCAGUACCUGUAGCACCCACGGAUCCACGGGAACGCUCAGUUCACGAGACUCCCUGGGCGCUGAGUCCACCGUGUCCGAGCCAGUCCUCAGCAGGAGCCUCACGGAUAUGGGCAUCAGCUCCCUGCACUCGGAGGAUUCGCCCUUGCAAAAGAGUCCUAACUCCCUUCCCCAGACACCCACCUUGGGCAGCCCGGAUCAGGGAUGCAUUCGAGGCAGAAUCGGCCACAAAAUCCUCUCGUUUAGCACAGACCUUAGCAAUCCCGGCCUUCACAAGCGGCAUCCCAGAGACUCUGCUGCCUUCGAGUCUCGCCGGCUUUUCCGCAAGUCCUACAUGGAGGCUUUGCAGAACCCUAUGAACCUUGGCUCCAGCUCUGAAUCAGUUCUUGAGGAAGGGACAGAGUCGGAGCCAGGAGCGCCUCGCGGCUCUGGCCCAAAGGAGCCGAUCCCUCGGAGAAUCUGUGUUCGUGGAUGGCUGGGAGGAGAUGAAUCAUGCAACGAUUCUACCGCCGUCCAUCCAUCCAAGAGCGCCGAGCUCAGUCCGGGCGAGAGACGCUCCAAAUCUCUUGAACGUGCCAAAAAGGCCUUGCAGGUUAAAGGCCACCGGGCUCGGUCGUCUUCCGGUGGAUCCGGUAGUGGCCUUCCCAAGAAACUUAUGAAUGGUUAUGCAUUUCGUUUUGGAAAAUUGGACUUGGAGGCGGCCUUUCCUGGCAUCGAGAAACGGAGCAACAAAGAGAACUCAGGUCUCUGUGAUGACCGUCUGCACUCGAGCCCCAGGAGGAACAGGAACAGCGGCGAUGAGUUUGUUUCCAGCAGAUCGGCCGUGUCUCCAGCGCUGCCCUCGCUCAUCACACACCUCAACCAGGAGCUCCUGACCUCCGGUGCUCUGACGCUUCCCGGUAACCAGGACCGCGGCGGCAGAGCUGUGCUGCAGGUGUGCAGCAGGAGCCAGGUGUGGACAGACGCAGCUUUCACCACAAACCAGAUCAGCGAGCUGCUGUGCUACUUCUGUGGCAGACUGCGGAGGGAGAAGAGAGGCCUGGGUUUGACAGUUCUCAUCGACGCUCGCAGGCAGCCGGUCACGUCUGCGCUCUUCACAGCUAUGUCUGAGCUUCAGACUCUCGUACCCAAUGCACUUUACUCGGUUUUGAUUCUGGUGGACAGAGACGCAGCAGUGAAAGUGGAGCGAGACGUCUCAGUUCCUUGUGAAGUCCUGACGUCUCUGAAAGCUCUGCAGAAGCACAUCGACUCGUCGCAGCUCACCAGAGACUUUGACGGCAGCUUCCCAUACGAGCACAGCCACUACAUUCACUUCAGACAGAAAAUCGAAGCGUUUGCCGCGAGCUGCAGCGCUGCCAUCGCUUCCCUCCAGAGCUCCAUCGAGACGCUGAACAACAUCGGCAGCCUGGAGACGUCUGAGGAGGUGUCAGAGGUCAUCAGCCAGCAGAAGAGUCUCAUGAAGAGCGUUCUGGACGACACCAAACUCAACCGCCUGCGUCUGGAGGGCGGCACCUUUCUGGCCCGCAUCCGGAAAGAGGAGAUGUGUGAAAACGAGAACUACAGGGACGCUGUGGAUCUGGUCGGUGCGCUGUAUAACCAGCUGGAUGAAGAGGUUCAUAAACUAGUCAUUCUGUCAAAUAAAUCCCUGCAGCAGCUGGAGAAACUCCUGGAGCUGUGUGUCUUACAGGAGAGACACCAGGAGGUUAAGAGGUGGUUUUAUGUGGAGAGUGAGAAGCAUUUGGCUCCUCUGGACUCCUACAGUCUCUCUCUGAGCUGCAUUCAGGACAUGAGACAGAGUCUGGCCCAGUUCAUGGAGGAGUCCACCGAACAGCAGAAGAAAGCCGCAGCGUUACCGAGGGAGGCUGAAGCAGGUCCAGCUCUUUUGGAGGUCAAAGAGCACAUCAGCUCCGUCCUGCAGCGCAGCGAAACUCGCAAACACGAGCUGGAUGUUCUGCUCAACCUCUACGAGUUCUACGAAUCGGCGAAGCAGUGGAUGGAGCACUGUCAGGAGUAUUUCUGUCAGCUGAGGCUGGAUGGAGACGCGCUCUGUUUGACGCCGGCUGAGCUGCAGGUCCUGCAGGACUAUCACAGCGAGGCCACAAAGUUCUCUCUGGAGAACUUCAGCUCACUCAACCAGAUGGUGCUGAAGCUGGACAGCGAGCGGGAGCAGCAGCGCUGGAGCAGUGUCUGGCAGCAGUGCCAACAAACCAGACAGCAGCUGGAGGAGAUGCUGGACAGAGCCGUGAAAGCUUCAGUCAACAGUAUCUGGACCAAAGAGCACAGAGAGGUUAACAAUGGCCUUAGCGGCCGUAGCAGGACCGGCAGACAGUUCAGAAACGGCAUCUUUGGCCGUAACAGGGAGAAACUGGAACGGACUCAGGGACAGGAAAGGUCUCUGGGACUGGAGCUGGACACUGGAUGGUGCUCUGGAGGAGCAGACACUGGAACUGAUGAAGGAGGGCUGGGCGGACUUUUCAGGGACUCUGGACUAGGAGCAAACUCUGGAACGAAUUCAUGGACUAGAGCUGGAUCCCGGCUGAGCUCUGGGGUCCUUUUGCCGAAGGUGAAGAAGCUGAUCGACUGGGUCCACGAUUGGCCUGGAGCACUCAAAAAGCCACUGGAUCCGGGUAUGGCUGAUGAUUCUGUAACAUGGAGGCGUGACAACAGAGUAGUUGAUCCAAAUGCAAGGCUUUAUUAUGAAGAGCGUAGUCAGAACAGGCAGGGUCAAAACACCAGUAAACAUAAAAUCCAGCACAUCAUGGACGAGAUGAUCUCCACCGAGAGAGAGUACGUCAGAUCCCUCAGCUACAUCAUCCAGCACUACUUCCCUGAGAUGGAGCGACUGGACCUUCCUCAGGACCUCCGAGGGAAGCGCAGCAUCAUUUUUGGGAAUCUGGAGAAACUGUGCGACUUUCAUAGCCAGUAUUUCCUGACGGAUCUGGAGAGCUGCGCUCAUUCACCGCUGUCCAUCAGCAUCUGCUUCCUCAAACACGAGGAACAGUUCGGGAUGUACGCCCUGUACAGCAAAAACAAGCCGCGCUCAGACGCUCUACUGACGAGCCACGGAAACAGUUUUUUCAAGAACAAGCAGCUGGAGCUGGGCGAUAAGAUGGACCUGGCGUCAUACCUGCUGAAGCCCAUCCAGAGGAUGAGUAAAUACGCUCUGCUCCUGAAGGAUCUGAUCAAGGAGUGCGGUCAGUCUCAGGAGCAGGAGCUGGCUGACCUCAGAACAGCGCAGGAGAUGGUCCGGUUCCAGCUGCGCCACGGGAACGACCUGCUGGCCAUGGACGCCAUCCGCGGCUGUGACGUACGUUUGAUUUAG